ACAAUACAAUAAACUAUAAAAUUCCUAUGCACCUCGCCUACUAUACUUAUCAUUAGUAGUCAGAUUUUAUACUCCUAAAGAGAUAUACGUAUACGCGCCAAAAAUCAUAUUUUAGUUAAAUAAUUUAAUAUAUAAAAUUCUGUGUAACUUAUAAAUAAAACUAAGAUAAUCUUUGUGUAAUUAGUAAAAGUGGAUUGUACCCUGAAAUAUUUCAAUUACUUCGAUUAAACUCAAUAGAAAUGUGGUUACUAAAAUGUCGACAUCUAUUCGCACUAUAUUUCCUGAUUUCGGUGUUCCUCACUGUCAGAGGAUUGAAAGAAAAUAAAACAUCAACAGUUGGCAAAACAACAGAUUAUGAAUAUCAUGCCACAAAUAUUUUAGAUGAUGCGACGAAACGAAUGCAGAAAAUAUGGACUGUAAGACACGAUAUCUUUGUGAACUUGGCAAAGGGGCGUGGUUACAAUCUGAUCAAUCAAGCGCCCAUUAAACAUGAAAUAGAUAAUGCUUACCGUAAUUUAGUAUAUGAACUUGCAGCAAAUCUAAGUGUUAUUCCCGUUACCCAACUCAAGAAUCAUACCCUCCAACGCCAAGUGCAACGUUUAUCAAAACUGCAACUCUUUGGUUUGCGCAAGACCGAUUAUGAAGAAGCUAAAGACAUGCUGCGCAUUAUGAAUGGUUUUCUAACCGCGCAUAUGGUAUGCCAUGUACAACAUGUCAAAGACUGCUCAAAGCCCGUUGCUAUGGUGCCGACAAUUUUGCACCACCUCGCACGCACAAAACGAUUAGUUGAAUUGGACUAUUAUUGGAGGAUGUGGCGAAAAGCGGUCAAUGAGCAAGACUUGGCUAAAUCUACAUUCAUUAAUUAUGUUCGUCUAUUUCGCAUUGCGGCUAGUUAUAAUGGUCAUGUGACGCCAUCCCGCACAUGGUAUCUCUACUACGACACAGAAAAUUUUCAACGUGAGUUGGAAGAUGUGGUUUGGGAAAUUAUGCCAUUGUAUCAAGAAAUGCAUGCUUAUUUAAGACAUGCAAUACGCACCGCCUAUGGUCAGAGCGUAACCCCGGAUGAUGGCUGCUUGCCUUCUUCUGUCUUGGAUGUACUCGUGUCGUACACUGGAAUGGAAGAAAGUGCUCCGGCUUUAAAGGUGUUUCAUUCGGUACCCGCGGGUAGAAAACGCGGUAGAGGACGUCCGCAUCGUCAGUGGAAGGACUAG
Messenger RNA from Teleopsis dalmanni, 1211 nucleotides. Its product is annotated as angiotensin-converting enzyme-related protein-like. The record is from RefSeq and is a predicted model, not a curated record. The transcript has 4 exons. Gene Ontology annotation, cellular component: plasma membrane. The coding region runs from base 240 to 1211 and encodes 323 amino acids. Gene Ontology annotation, biological process: proteolysis. NCBI's taxonomy places the organism in Eukaryota, Metazoa, Arthropoda, Insecta, Diptera, Diopsidae. Gene Ontology annotation, molecular function: peptidyl-dipeptidase activity; metallopeptidase activity.